Hypomesus transpacificus is the source of this 1849-nucleotide messenger RNA. RefSeq names its product anoctamin-2-like. The record is from RefSeq and is a predicted model, not a curated record. The transcript has 6 exons. NCBI's taxonomy places the organism in Eukaryota, Metazoa, Chordata, Actinopteri, Osmeriformes, Osmeridae. Gene Ontology annotation, molecular function: chloride channel activity. Gene Ontology annotation, cellular component: plasma membrane. Gene Ontology annotation, biological process: chloride transmembrane transport. The annotation marks the transcript as partial.
GAAGCUGAAGAAGCUGGUGAGGAAGCUGAAGGACAAGGGCGUUCCUGAGAAGGAGAGGGAGGAGCGCAUCGCUCGGCCUCCACAGCAGUGGAACCUGGACUAUGUCCUGGAGCCCUUCGAGGGCCUCACCCCGGAGUACAUGGAGAUGAUAAUCCAGUUUGGGUUCGUGUCUCUGUUCGUGGCCUCCUUCCCCCUGGCUCCCCUGUUCGCCUUGCUCAACAACGUCAUCGAGAUCCGCCUGGACGCCAAGAAGUUUGUCACGGAGCUGCGGCGGCCGGACGCCGUGCGCACCAAAGACAUCGGAGUCUGGUACAACAUUCUGAGUGGCAUGGGCAAAUUCUCAGUCAUUAUAAAUGCAUUUGUGAUCUCGUUCACCUCGGACCUCAUCCCCAGACUGGUGUACCAGUACAUGUACAGCCCCAAUGGCUCCAUGUACGGCUUCAUCGACCACACGCUGUCCUACUUCAACGUCAGCAACUUCCGCCCGGGCACCAUGCCCCUUUCCUCCAGCUACCCCCGCGACGUCAUGCUCUGCAGGUACAAGGACUACAGGGAGCCCCCUUGGUCUCCAGACGCCUACCACUUCUCCAAACAGUACUGGUGUGUCCUGGCUGCCAGACUGGCCUUCGUCAUCAUCUUCCAGAACCUGGUGAUGUUCCUGAGCAUGCUGGUGGCCUGGGUGAUCCCCGACGUGCCCAAGGACAUCAGCGAGCAGCUGAAGCGCGAGAAGACCCUCCUGGUGGACGUGUUCCUGCGCGAGGAGAAGGAGAAGUUCCUGCUCCUGCAGAGCCUCUUCACCAAGGACCCGCUGCGCCCCCGCCCGCCCGGCUGCCCCCAGGGCCCCCCGGACCCUCUGCGCUGCCGCACCCUGCCCCCCGUCUUCGCCCGGGGUCGGCCCCCGGGCGCGGCCGAGGGGGACGGGGUUCCGCGGGCGCGGGGCCGGGCGGCUAGCUUCAGCCAGUUCAGCAGGCAGCCAUCCCCUCAGGGGGAGGGGCCGAACGGCAGCAAACACACGGCCGUGUGACGCGCCGCCGAGUCAGGACACGUGCUGUGGCGUGUGCGAGUGUGUGUGUGUGUGAGCCGCGUACAUGGAUGGGAGGCUGUCGAGUGCGUGCGUGUGUAUACGGCUGGGUGCGCUUCGCGAUCAAACGGCAAACGUUGUAGCUCAGUCGGACCAAGUGUGGACGGCCCCUCGACGUCGGCGGAUGACUCUUCUCUGGGACCGUCUUUUGGCAAAUCAAGACCUAGUUUCCUGUGUUUCUCAUCCUGUGUCUGACUGCACACGUAACUGAGCUUCAACAAGUGGAUUUAAGUCACUCCAUCUGUGCGAUUGCAUUGAUUUGUUUUUGGGACUGACUUUGAAGCACGCAAGCUUCACUCCAUGCAGAAGCAAUAAUUCCUCUGGAAUAGACCAGAUAGAGACAGACGGCCGGCCGGGCGGAUGGACAUACCCCUUCAACUGUACACUGUGAACUGAAUAGAGAGGACCAGGGGGGGGACGGGGUGUUUCUGACACUUUUUAGGACUGGUCUUUUUAGGACUCAUUUUCCCAUCAGCCCCUCUGUGGAUCGAACCGUGUGGCAUCCCGGUCCAUCCCAGCACACCUUGCUAUACCGUCUGUCCAUGUCCCGACACAGCCGCACCAAACUUUUUAACUAGCAUUCAUUCUCUCAGGUAACUCCAUCAUGUUAGUCCUCUCAUUCUGAAUGUUCCAGAACAUUGGGCAAAUUAGAGCGAAUGACUCACACACAUGAAUAAACAAAUCUAUACUCAAUCAGUGUGUAAAGUAGAGGCUAAGCAAUAUUGUAAAAUGGAAAUGUACCGUGCAAAAAUGGAAUACAUAAAAUCA